Drosophila albomicans is the source of this 2458-nucleotide messenger RNA. RefSeq names its product lactosylceramide 4-alpha-galactosyltransferase-like. Bases 112 to 1290 code for a protein of 392 amino acids. Gene Ontology annotation, molecular function: alpha-1,4-N-acetylgalactosaminyltransferase activity. Lineage: Eukaryota; Metazoa; Arthropoda; Insecta; Diptera; Drosophilidae. The record is from RefSeq and is a predicted model, not a curated record. The transcript has 3 exons. Gene Ontology annotation, biological process: glycosphingolipid biosynthetic process.
UGAUUGAAAUGAAGAUAUGCUGAGCAUGUUCGCCAAAGAAAAAGACCCGAUACCAGCCGAAGGUUGUCGUACGAUGUUUUAAUAAUAUAAAAACAAACGAACGAACCGCACAUGUUCAUUACUCUAAAUGAGCUCGAGUUCCCAAGUCAUACAGUCUUCCGCCUCAGUAUGUUUCAAACCCCGAUAAAAUUACCAGUGUUCCUACCAAAAAUUCUACAACGAGUAUUAUUCUGCCUCAUGGCCGGUGCGUUAAUGUUGUUAUUUGUGGCAUCCCCAACCGAGAACAAUGACAUGCCUGCCAACUUUAAGCCAUUUCCAUGUUUUAUGGAUGCGGACGAUGACAACACAGAUGAUAGCAUCAUAAGACUGGAGGAUGUGCUCCGUGCAGAUGUGAAACCCACGCAAGGGAAAAACAUAUUCUUCCACGAGACGAGUUGUCAUCCGCCAGGAUCGAAGUACAUCAUGAACUUGACAGCCAGACAGGCGUGUUCCAUUGAAUCGGCAGCAUUGCACAAUCCAAACUUUGAGGUAUUUGUGCUCUUUGCAAGUCCCACCUAUCUACCUGGAGCUGAAAGGCCUAAGUUACCACUGAUUGAGGCUCUUCAAAGCUACGAGAAUGUGCAUUUGCGUCAAUUGAAUAUUUGGCGCUAUUCGAAGGGCACACCAGCCGAGGAAUGGGUCAAUAAAGGAGAUCUGUUUGAUUCAAGCUAUUUGAAGGAACACGUCUCGGAUUAUCUGCGUAUGUUGAGUCUCUAUCGCUUUGGCGGAGUCUACUUAGACAUUGAUGUUGUCGUAUUGCGUAGCAUGGAAAAUAUUCCAUUGAACUAUGUGGGAGCAGAGGAGCCUGGUGCGCUAUGCAAUGCAGUCUUUAGUCUGGAUUCCACGGGCAUAGGACACGAGAUUGCCGAACUAUGCUUAAAAGACUUUCAAGAAAAUUUCAAUGGACAAGGCUACAUCUCUAAUGGGCCCAGUUUAGUUAUGGAAGUGACAAAAAAAGUUUGCAACUCCACAUCGAUCGAGCAAAUUGUGGCAGAGCAGAGAAAUUGUAACGGAUUUCAAGUAUUCAAUACGACGGCAUUUUAUCCGAUUCCUUGGCCAGCAUGGCGUCGAUUCGUUGAGCCGCAAUAUCUCAAUGAAACAUUAGAACAGACAAAGGAUUCGUAUUUAAUACAUUUGUGGAAUAAGGUGUCAUAUGAGAUGAAAUUUAAAAAGGGUGAUGACACUGCCUACGGAAAGUAUGCGCAAGAACACUGUCCCAAGGUCAAUGCGGCAGCUGACGAAUACUUUUAAAUAUCUAUAAGUGCCGAAUAUUCUUCAUUGUGCGGUAGGCAUAGAAAAUAAUUGUAAGCUAUGUAUUAAUUAAUAAUAAUUACAAUAGUUACUAAGUAGGAAAACACUUAUGACCAGCAGUAGAAGUUCAAACGUAGCCGGCAAAUAUAAUAUUAUUUGACAACUUCUCACCUUAAAUGGCCAUUGCCAUUAAUUAAUUAAUUUAUCCUAAUUUCCCUAUUUUAAAAUGUCUAAUCGUUUGCAGCGAUACCACAUUUGACUGUUUGACUAAUAUAAAUAACUAUUUGGUUAUUUAAUGUCACUUAAGAAUUCAACUUUAUUAGUUUUGCGCGCAUUGAAAGUUAAGCUUAUACACGCCAUACAUAUUACUCCUAACACUGUUAACUCAAUAGCUCUGUUAACUCCACACGCAAAUGUUACAGUAUUCAUCACGGGAACUGUGACUUUGUUCACUAAAAUACUAAUGUGAUAAUAUGAUGGGGGCAUUGAAAUUUGUAUGAAAAGACUUAAACCUUUCUGUAAUGAAUAUAUUAUUAUUAUUACACACCCAUUGUUGAAAUUAAAAAUAUGUAUUGAAUACAUGGUAUUUUUUAAUAUACUAAUCUGAGCUGCAAGCAGCUGAUUCUGUUAUGUAGCACAGCUGUUCAACUUGCAUCAAACAGUUUUGUUGCAUAUCUUUGAUCUGCGUUUAAAAUUAACUAAUAGUGCUAUUUAAAUAAUAAUUUUAAUAAAAAUUAAUAAGAUGGAUGAUUGCAAAAUGUACUUCACGAACAGAAAAUUGUCGUUACAAAUGUAUUACAGCAACCUUGAAUUGCAGGCUGUUAAUUACAUUCCAUAAAAAUGUAACCAUUACAUUGCACUGUUCGAUUGCAGCUAUAUUUUAUGAUGACAUUAACUGCCAAUGAAUAAGCUACUGUCUUUAAAUCACUGAGUGAGCAUAGUCUUAUAACAACAAACCCCGCUUAUACAGCAUCAUCAUUAUCAUCAUGUUAUGGCGCCUGAACUUGUUAUUAGCGCGUGUACUACAUUAUGGACGAUUUCGUCUGCUUCUUUCGACGCUUAUACUGUUGCUUUUACUUGGCAUUUUACUGACUUAUCGCUGGCGAACUGAUGCUCAGCUUUGUUUUAUGGAAACGCCAGCAGCCCAACAGCAACAGCCAGUGAAUAU